AUGGCCAAUGAUGAUGAUGAUAGUGAUGGUGAGUUAUCAAAUUCAAAGAUAACUCACCAUCAGUUUCACAAUGUACUUAGGUCUGUUGUGAUCAGAUCAGUGUUGUUCUCAUCAGUUGGUGAGGUACAUAGUAGGAUGGGAUUAAGAUCAAGGCGUGGAUGUGAUAUCCUCAGUCUGGUGGAGGCUGUUCAAUUCGGUCAUACAGAGUUGUUCAUUCAUCACUUUGAUAGGAUGUAUAUCGGUAAUGGACCAACCAGAGAUCGUCUACAUUGCUCUCUCCACAACAUCAUAAGCUCAUCUUACAACGUGCCAUGCAAUCUGUUGUACACUAUUCGAGAGUCAUUCAUCCAAGCACUGCAUAAGAACAAUCACAAGCUGGUUGAAUAUAUUAUUGAUCAGGUCAAGGAUGUCUUCGAGUUGAAGUGUUGUUGUACUGAAACACCAUCAAGGCUGGAGGACGGAUCAAUGACCACGAACAAGACUGGAGACCAAAGGUCAUCAUUAACUACUGUUGCUAGCAUACUCUUGUUGCGAUUGUCUCAAGAUGACGAGAUACAUCCCGAUCGAAAGAUGUAUGACGUGCUGAUGCGGUAUCCGCCGGAUUGGUUCGAUGUGAGCUUGGUAACUUGCUUGGGCGAUAUGUCGUUGUUCAAGCAUCACAAUGUGCGCCUGUUCAAGAGUUUGGCCAACCGAUCCCCCUUGCACAGGACCUACAUGACUCAUCUUGUUGACCCAGAAAGAAGGAUCUACAAGGCUCGGAUGGGAGGCUUAUUCGAUAAGUCCAACAUUGAGUUAUUCAGACACCAAGUGUCGUCGGACGACAUCAUGGAGCUGGUCAAGUGGCACGAAGAGACAAGUGCGCAUAGGAACAAUGGAAUCGUUUUUAAACUCUUUAUACUUGCAUUGGAGUACAAACGAUUUGAUGUCGCACUUUUAAUGGCGACCAAGGGCACUCUCCUAAAGGUCGUGGAGUAUGACGAGGCAUUGGCAAAGUAUGCCAAUAUCGAACUACUCAGUGCCAUCAACUACACAUUGCCGGACAUCUAUGUUAAAGACAUACUCAAUCAGACAAAAAUUAAUGGCAACAUCGACUUCCUCAAGCAUUGCCACAGUCAGAUAGAAAGCAAGGUUAUGGGCCUCAAGGAUCAUCUUAGUCCUGCUGUGCUGGACAUUGAGAUGAUUAAUCACAUCCGUUCCCAUACACAUGACUACGCACUCUAUGUAUUGUACAACCUCAGUCACCUGCUACAAAUACAGAGUGAUAAGCUUGGGACACUUGGCAACAAAUGGACCGUCACGAACAUUGACGUGCACUCUGAUUGGAUGGUGACGAAGCAUCUAACCGACACACUGAUUGCCGACAAAAACAGAGUCAAGUGUCGGUUCUCCAAUCUCUACUCAAAUCUCUAUAGAAGUGCACUCACACAGCAGCGAGUCGAAGUGAUUGAAUAUGUGCAUCAACUCAUAUCUAAUGACCAAACCAAAGUAGAUAUUAUCACAAGGAACUUCCUUGGUCGGGAAGUGUCAACCAGCGCGACGUUGGAGUGCAUUGCAUCGUUAGUUGGCACUCAUCCAUCCCUUCUUCACUUGUUCACCAUCAAGUACGAUGACCUGAUUCAAAGUAAUCCCGAUUCACAGCAGAUACUACUUUCAUUGAUCAUAUCUGGACAACUGGUGUUUGAUGGCCACUAUGAGAAUAUGACAACUGACACCCUGCAAUUGAUUCAUCGACAUGGACAUGGCAUUCCAAAGGUCAUGUUUCUUGCCGCGGCAAAGCUCGGAGCAUUGGAGAUCAUGAAUAAUGUGUUCCAUAUGGGGAUGAUCAAUGAUAACCAGAUCUUCAGAGAGGUUGUCAAUGAGGUGUGCAAUGCCAGCGGAGAUGUGGAUACACUUCGAUAUCUCAAGGAUCAUGGGUUCUCAUUCGACAUUAAGGAGGCGUUAUCAAUGGCCCUGUACAAGGGCAAUUUCCACACAGUGGACUACCUCCUCACUAUGCCUGAACAUGUUGAGCGCGGUGGUACGCCUGGCUCGCUCAUGCGCGACCAAUUCAUUCAUAUUAUGGGAUAUCCCGACAAGAUCGAUCCAGCUUCAUUCAUAUUCAUGUUGCAUCGUCUGGAGACCGCUGGAAGAAUGGACAAAGCAUUCAUCAUUCAAGUGUUGAAAUUGGCUCGUUGCCACUGGCAUAUAUAUCGCUCUAUGUUGGAUAUGUUGGAGAGGGAUCAGUGUCGAUAUCAGCGAUUCAUCCCAGCACCUCUAUUUCACAAAUCAAAGAUCUAUCAAUUUCUUUGCAAAGAUAAUUAUCGAUCGACCAACUCUGUCGUGCAACUGUUUAGACCACAGAAUUCUGUUGAUGACUAUGAUAACAAAGUCUGUCCAUUCAUUAUUCCAUACUCUGAAAAGAUGUACCAAAAAUAUCAGAAAAUGAUCAUCAACUCUGGAAGAUUCCCAUUAUUAAAUUAA
Molecule: messenger RNA, 2460 nt
Organism: Acytostelium subglobosum LB1
Lineage: Eukaryota; Evosea; Eumycetozoa; Acytosteliales; Acytosteliaceae
Exons: 2
Coding region: 1-2460 (819 amino acids)
Source: RefSeq, a predicted model, not a curated record